Messenger RNA from Ochlerotatus camptorhynchus, 3032 nucleotides. Its product is annotated as BTB/POZ domain-containing protein KCTD3. NCBI's taxonomy places the organism in Eukaryota, Metazoa, Arthropoda, Insecta, Diptera, Culicidae. Gene Ontology annotation, molecular function: protein binding. Gene Ontology annotation, biological process: protein homooligomerization. The coding region runs from base 288 to 2672 and encodes 794 amino acids. The record is from RefSeq and is a predicted model, not a curated record. The transcript has 7 exons.
CGUCGUCGUUCCGUCGUGGUGGUGUUUAUUUUCUGUGUUGCACCAAAAUUAAUACGUAAAAUUCUUUUAGCAUCCGACAACACAAUUGCAGAAAACAUGUUCAACGGUUUCUGAAAGUGGUAUAUCAUCGAAUUCCACCGGGGAAUCCGUUCUGGGCGGUGGUAUAUAGUGGUACGCAGUGCUAGAGUUUGCGGGUCGAAGAAAACUUUACACAUUAGUGUUGGGGCGGAGGAUUACGGGAAGCCCCAUCCCAGGAAAAUUGUGCAGCUGCGUUGGUGAAAAAGAAGAUGGCCUUUUCCAGCCACAUCAGCGAUAUCGUCAAUUUGAAUGUCGGUGGAACCAGAUUCUCGACAUCCCGUCAAACCCUAACAUGGGUACCGGAUACGUUUUUCACUUCCUUGCUCAACUCCGAGAGGAAUGGCCGUAUUUCCAGCCUCCGUGACGAAACGGAUGCCAUCUUCAUCGAUCGUGAUCCAAAGCUGUUCUCUAUCAUUCUCAAUUACUUACGUACCAAGGAGAUCGACAUCAAGUCCUGCGAUAUCCGGGUACUGCGACAUGAGGCUGAAUUCUACAACAUUUCGCCACUGAUCAAGCGGUUAAUGCUGUGCGAAGAGAUGGAUCAAUCAAGCUGUGGUGAUGUGUUGUUUUACGGAUAUCUUUCUGCUCCAAACAUUCCAAUCCAAGAGGUAACGCUACCUUCCUCGUCAACUAGUUCCGUGAGCGGUAUCACUGCGACCAAUUCUUUAUCCGGGUCAAACGGUUCCGCUCAAUCAGCUCAAUCCAAAACCAACAACGACCUGCAACCCGGAACUUCCUCUCAGCCGUCCGCAUCCCAGCAGCCAGCAGGUGUUCCAUCGUCGUCGGUGGCUUCCACUGGCGGAGUGUGUCAUCCUCCAUCGAAUCCCCGACCUGGGUCGAUGGUUCGAGUGCCCGAGUUUUCUCAAAGCUCAGGAUCGUCCGGUAGUAGCACCGGAGGAGCCAGUGGCUCUCGCCAUGCUGGUCAUUCUCGAAACUCAUCAUGGGAUCUCCGGGUGUCGUACAACGGAAACGGAAGAAACUCACAAUGGGCCCCUGGCCAUUCGCGCACUGCAUCGUUGGAUAUGAUGCGUCAUCAUUCUCGAAAUUCAUCCGUAGAUUUAAACAAGUAUAUCCGCAAUGACGUUGGGCUGGUGUUCGGUCCUAGUCAAUCAUCUGGAUGGUCGGACCCGAUGCGUGUUCAAAUCAUCAAAGCGCAUCACAAUUGGAUUUCGGUUGCAUAUGCGCACUUUGUCACGUGUUAUCGAUUGAAGGACUAUUGUGGUUGGCAGCAGAUUUUCAUUUCACCCUACGUUGAACACCCGAUCGAACGAAUAGCUAUAAACGCCAAGAUGAGUCUAGCUACGUCGGCCGGUGAGCAGUCUCACAGUAAAAUGGUAGCAAUCUCAUAUGGCAGUCAGAUACGGCUGUGGGGAAUCUCGGAAGACGGAAGCAAGACUGACGUCGGCAUUUUCAACCUUCACGUACGGGUUGAGUUUCUGUUCUUCAUCGGUAGCCAGCUGGUGGCACUUUCGUCUUCGGGCAAGAUUGGUGUAUGGCAUGCGAUGACCCAGCACUGGCAAAUUCAAGAUCUGGUUCCGAUUCUGUCGUUCGAUACGGCUGGCUCUUUUCUGCUGCUUGGUUGCAACAAUGGCUCGAUUUAUUAUAUUGAUAUGCAGAAAUUUCCAUUGCGAAUGAAGGACAACGAUCUGCUGGUGACGGAACUGUACAAAGAUCCAUCGAAUGAUUCGAUAACGGCAAUAUCCGUGUAUUUGACACCUAAAACUACAAUACCGGGAGAUAAAGAAGGUCUAUCCGGAAACUGGAUUGAGAUCGCCUACGGUACCAAGUCGGGCUCGGUGCGUGUGAUAGUGCAACAUCCGGAAACCGUUGGCCAUGGACCUCAGCUGUUCCAAACGUUCACCGUUCAUCAAAGUCCGGUGACGAAGGUUACUCUGUCGGAGAAAUUCCUGAUCUCGGUCUGCAGCGAAUACAACCACGUUCGCACUUGGCAAGUUACGCGCUUUCGGGGCAUGAUCUCCACUCAGCCUGGCUCGACGCCGGAGGCUUCUUUCAAGAUCGUUUCGUUGGAAGCUGUAGACUCCACCUACAGCUACUCGGCCGGCAACGAUUUCGGUCCGUUCGGUGAACAAGAUGAUGAACAGAUUUUCGUACAAAAGGUGGUUCCCGAUACGGAUCAAUUGUACGUGCGCCUGGCCUCAAACGGGGAACGUGUCUGCUUGGUCCGUUCCGUUGAUGGUACUACCAUCACCUCUUUCUGCGUGCACGAGUGUGAAGGAUCUUCCCGGAUGGGUUCUCGACCACGCAGGUUCAUCUUGUCCGGCCACUGCAACGGAGCGAUACAGAUGUGGGAUCUCACCACGGCGUUGGAAAUCUUCAAGAAAAAGGAUCAGAACAAAAAGCUGAUCGGUGGUCCAACGGCGGACGAACUGAUUCGCCUACUGGACCAAUGUGAUCUGAGCAAUAGUCACUGUUCGACUCCAUGCAUGUCACCGUGCCCCUCAGCGAUCUCGACAGGAGCGGCCACGGUAGCUAGACUAAAACCGUUCAAUGUUGCAUUUCUGAAUCAGUCGGCAGCGGCUGCCGCAGCCGCAGGACCAGUUUGUGUCCAACCAAACCCGGACCAACCGAACUGAUCUAUGCUGAGGCGACGAAGAGGACUUUGAAAGUGGUUAUGCUGCCACCUUCAACUGUACGAUUGAACGAUCUUAAUGUACUACCGCAUGUGAUCGAGUGGUGCAAAAGCGCCUCGCAUCGAUUACACAGGCAAGUUAGAAUCUAUAUCCUGUAAUUGUGAUUUUAUCCUUGUAACGAAUACGUCACUGGACAUAUGGCUCUGCUAGGGUCAUCACGAUUAUAUUGAAAGUGAUUUUUGCACUCUUAUGCAUUAAAUAUUACUACAAUAACACUAUUCGAGUUAUCAAUAUUUAAACAUAGUCAAAUCCAGAUAGUGUAGCGCAGAAUUAUAUUUUUAAUAAAAAGGAGAAAAUUUAAAA